ACGCCGCCACUUCACUACGGCAACUGUAGGCAGAUUCUUUCUCUUAUAUUCUUCGAGACUACAUUACAAGUCUGUUCUUCAGCUAGUUAUCGUCGUCGUCGACUUACUCGUCCCACGAUUUUUUCUUGAGAAUAGUUAUUAAUUGUUAUUUGUGUACCGCUUCCUAACUACCUAUUAUUUUCGUUAUCAUAAAAAGUUCAUUAUCUUCACUAUAACUUACAUAAUUUUUUUAAUCAUCCUCGCGGAUUUUCGGUUUCGUGCGCGUUGAAGUGUGUUGCGAGCCGAAAAAAAAACUUCGUGUCGUUUCGUUCGUUGCUAUUUUCAUCAAAUUCCACGAUCAAUCACAAUCAUGAGUGCAGACAGUGCCAGUCAAAGCAUUCAAAAGCUUUACAAGCAUUUCGGCGUUCUUGCCGACGCCAAGGAUAAACUUUCGGAGCAUGAGGCAGAGUAUUUGGAAAUAUUGAAAGCUGUUAAAGGUUGCCCUAAGGAAAAGCGAUUAGCAUCUCAAUUCAUUGCACGUUUCUUUAAGAACUUCCCAAAGUUAGCUGAUAAAGCAAUUGAUGCUCAUUUAGAUUUGUGCGAAGAUGAAGACAUUUCUAUUCGUAAGCAAGCUAUCAAGGAUUUACCUGCCCUGUGUAAAGAUAGUAAAGAACAUACAGCAAGGAUUGCUGAUAUAUUGGCUCAGCUCUUACUUGCUCCAGAUCCAUCAGAAUUAGAUGUCGUGCAAAACAGCAUUAUGACUUUGAUUAAGAAUGACCCUAAAGGAGCUAUAAAUGGAUUUUUCAUUCAAAUCUUGAAUGCAGAAGAUGGUAUCAGAGAAAGAGUGAUAAAGUAUUUAUCUUCAAAGUUGAAAACUUUAGGUCGCGAAAUUAUAAACAAAGAAGUAGAAGAAGUCAUAAUUUCAGAGUGUAAGAAAGUGUUGCAAGAUGUAACUGCUGAUGAAUUUCAUAACAUUAUGGAAUUAUUAGCAUGGACAAGACUUGGAUCAACAGUUUCUGGUCAACAGGAAUUGGUGGAUAUUGCAGUUGAACAAGCAGAGUUAAACAUGCCUUAUACCAAUAAUUUUGAACAAUUCAGUAGACUAAUACAAUGUAUUCAACAUGCUCUUCCAUACUUUAGUUCACAAGUAGAUUCUCAACGAUUUGUCUCAUAUGUUUGCAUGGAAGUUUUGCCACAUUUAUCAUCAAUUGCAGAUCCCAGUGGUAAAGAUGUUCAAUUAGAACUUCUCAAAUUACUUGCAGAAUUAUCAGAGCAUUGUGGAAAAUUAGAGAAACCAGAAGAAAAAGUUGAGCAACUGUAUAAAACCUUGGUUAAUUACAUGCCUCUCCCACCAGAUUCGGAUAUUACUGAAGUACCAAAACUUCAAUUCAGCCACGUUGAGUGUUUAAUGUAUGCUUUUCACAAAAUUUGCAAGCAAGCACCAGAAUUUUUGAUUAAGGAUCCAGAACAAUUAAAAGAGUUUAGGCUGCGAUUACAGUAUUUUGCUCGGGGUAUUCAAGGUUAUAUCAAAAAAUUGCGAGAAGCAAUUCAUGGAAAAAGUGAAGAAGACCUGAAAUCCAAGGAAAAUCAAAUUAAAGUCAUAGCUUUGAAAACAACAAGUAAUAUUAACACACUUAUUAAGGAUUUGUUCCAUUCGCCACCCAGUUUUAAGAGUGUGAUUCAUCCCUCAUGGAAGACAAUUAUUGUACAAGAGAAAAAAAUAGACAAAGUGACCACAGGAACCAAGAGACAUACACCAAUUACAUUUGGUAAUGGAAACAGCAAAGAUAAUCACGAUAAUACAAACAAUUCUAUAAAAAGAAUUAAAUUAGAUAAUCAAAGAAACAAACAAUUGUAUACACCACCAAGUGGUAAAUACAGCUCUAAUAUCUCACAAAACUAUGGUAAUCGAGGUGGAAGAUUCCAAAAUCAAAACAGAUUUCAGAACAACAAAAUGAAUGGUGGACGAGGUGGAUUUAGACCAAACAGAGGUCGCGGCGCCUGGAGAAAGAACAAUUCAUAUUAGUCUAAUUCACAAAUUUCGCAUAUUAAGAAAUUAGUUUUUUUAUUUUAAUUAUAAAUGACCAGGUAGGGCCGAAUCGUAACAAAACAAAAAACAACGCUACAUUCAACUUUAAUGAUAAAACUUUUUUACUGAUAGUUAAUACUAAGAGUUUCUUAAACUUAGUAAAAACUCAAAAUGCAAAAGUUUUCUUAAUACGUAAUAUUCAUUGAAAUAUUUCUUUGUAAAAAAGGAUCUUGAAGAAAUUUAUUACCAAUUUAAAAAGGGAAGCAAUGAAUUGGAAGAAUGCUCAAUCGACUUUUCCAUUUUAUUUGGGGCAAUUCCUGUCAAAAAAUACUGUAUUUUAAAACGGAAUGUAUAAAGAUUAGUACGUGAAAUCGGAAAAAAAUUUAUAAAAGCUUACAGUAAUGCAAAUGAGAGGAUUUUUUCACAAACAAAUGUUUAUGAUAAUGCGAUUAAAAAAUUGCUAAUUUGUAUUAGCCACUUGAAAAUACGGCCAAUUGAAGGAGCGACACAAAAAUCUAAUUAGUGUGAGAUAACAGCGAAGUAAUCAUUAUUAGAAAGAAACUUAUGUAAUUGUUCCGAAAGCUUUUUCCUCUUCCUAGUACCAAAAAUAUCCUGAUCUUCCUAAUUUUUCUGUCAAUCCACAUUAGAAUUAUCACUUUCAUUAAUUUAUAUUUGUCUACAGGAAUAUGAAGAUGCUGAAAGGAAUGUUCAAUUAGUCACAAUUGCUGGCGGUAUAUUAAUAUUUUUUUGUAAUCAAAAAACUGGUGUAUAAAUUAGAUUGCUUUGUAUUGCCAAUUUUUAAUUUUUUAGAUAUUUGUAUUUAUUGAAGAUUUUUAAACUACUUGACCAUUAAAUUCAACAAUCAUUUUUUUGAUUACAAAUUAACAAUGCAUUUAUUUCGUUGCAGCUUGCAGGGAACAUUUGAGAAAAUACAAUUAACAUAUUUGAAUAAAAUUAACUCUUUAUUUUCAGCUUUAAAAGAAAAUUCUGUUGAGAAUUUUAAAUUUUCAGAUCAUUAAACAGGAAGCGAUUAUGAAUAGGUAUGCCCCAUUAGUCAUUAUCAAUUUACAGGUGAGUUUUAAGCUUUUCUCUCCUGAAAUUCCUUCCUUUCCCUAAAUUUAUCUACAUAAGUAUAUUACAUAGAGCUUUCGUGAAUAUUGUAUUUAUAUAAGUCUGUAGAUACACUUCAAAUUAAAUAAAAGUAUUUCUUACUUUAAAUGAAAA
Messenger RNA from Trichogramma pretiosum, 3232 nucleotides. It is a transcript of the gene cass, whose product is annotated as apoptosis inhibitor 5. The record is from RefSeq and is a predicted model, not a curated record. The transcript has 6 exons. The coding region runs from base 350 to 2005 and encodes 551 amino acids. NCBI's taxonomy places the organism in Eukaryota, Metazoa, Arthropoda, Insecta, Hymenoptera, Trichogrammatidae. Gene Ontology annotation, molecular function: RNA binding. Gene Ontology annotation, cellular component: nucleus. Gene Ontology annotation, biological process: negative regulation of apoptotic process.